GCUCAACCUUAGACUUAUUCUGCCAGCUAAAAGAACCUAUCAAACAAAAACAGGAAAGGAAAACGAUGACAUCCUCACCAUCAGCGCCGACCAUUAUCCGCACCCUGGAUGCAUCCAUAACCACGUUUUCAAGGCCAUUUUCCAGGUUUAGUGUAUUCCCCGUAGGCAUCCGUAUGUCUGCUGUUCGCCUGGGGAACGGCGAUCUUUUUCUGCUCUCACCCACGCCACUCGACGCUCCGACAACGGAAAAGCUGGAGCAACUUGGACGAGUCAAAUACCUAGUGUGUCCUAAUGUGGUCCAUCACCUUUAUGUUGGGGAAUACAAAAAAAGAUGGCCAGAGGCCAAGAUCAUUGGGGUCCCUGGACUGAGAGAAAAGAGGAAUGAUUUGGAAUUUGAUGGGAUUAUGGGAGAGAAGGGAAGCGAGAACAAACUGUACGGGUUCGAAAAUGAAAUCGAACAUCGACAUUUCGCUGGAUCUGGAAAUCAAGAUACCUUGUAUCUCCAUCGUCCAACCAAUACACUCCUCACGGCAGACCUUCUCUUCAAUAUGCCGCCUACCGAUCAAUAUCCACCAGGGCAUUCCUUCAACGUUGUUUUGCGCGCUAUUUACUCGAAGCUGAAGCCUAACAGCGGGAUGCAUCGAUUCUUUUCUCGAUACAUGAAUACCAGCAAUGCCGCGGAAAUGCGGAAGGAUGUAAAAUACGUAGCGGAGAACUGGCGGUUUGGGAGGAUAAUACCAUGUCAUGGUGGCAUCAUUGAGGAGGGAGGGGAGCAAGCUUUUCGAGAAGCGUUCGCAUGGUUUUUGUAAGAUAUUAACCAGGAAUAUAAACAAAUGUCUGUCACGUGCCUA
Messenger RNA from Spizellomyces punctatus DAOM BR117, 851 nucleotides. RefSeq lists its product as uncharacterized. The transcript has a single exon. Bases 66 to 809 code for a protein of 247 amino acids. The record is from RefSeq and is a predicted model, not a curated record. NCBI's taxonomy places the organism in Eukaryota, Fungi, Chytridiomycota, Chytridiomycetes, Spizellomycetales, Spizellomycetaceae.